AUGCCCUCUAAAUCGAAUUCAGCCGCUACGGACGCUAUUUCUGUGGAACAGAAAAUUAGACGGGAAUUGAACUUGUCUAAGGAGGUCAUUACGAUUAGGCGUAAUGCUCCAGCCGCUGUUUUGUACGAGGAUGCUUUGCACGAGAGGAAGACCGUGAUUGCGUCUUCUGGUGCUUUGAUUGCUUACUCCGGUGAAAAGACCGGUAGGUCCCCCAAGGAUAAGCGUAUUGUGGAGGAGGAGACCUCUAAGGAUAACGUCUGGUGGGGCCCCGUCAACAAGCCCUGUUCGGAGAGAACGUGGGAGAUUAACCGUGAGAGAGCCGCUGACUACUUGAGAACGAGAGACCAUCUGUACAUUGUGGACGCGUUUGCCGGGUGGGACCCGAAAUACAGGAUUAAAGUCCGUGUCGUUUGUGCUAGAGCGUACCAUGCCCUGUUCAUGACCAAUAUGUUGAUUAGACCAAGUAAAGAGGAAUUGGCGAAUUUUGGUGAGCCUGAUUUCACCGUGUGGAACGCGGGGCAAUUCCCUGCCAACAUGCACACUCAGGAUAUGUCCUCGAAGAGUACCAUCGAAAUCAACUUCAAAGCCAUGGAGAUGGUUAUCUUGGGGACAGAGUACGCAGGGGAGAUGAAGAAGGGGAUCUUCACCGUUAUGUUCUACUUGAUGCCCGUCCACCAUAACGUGCUAACGUUACACUCGUCUGCCAACCAGGGGAUCAAAAAUGGGGACGUCACUUUGUUCUUCGGGUUGAGCGGGACAGGUAAGACCACUUUGUCCGCUGACCCACACAGACUGCUGAUCGGUGACGACGAACACUGCUGGUCCGAUCAAGGUGUCUUCAACAUCGAAGGUGGAUGCUACGCUAAAUGUAUCAACUUAUCCGCGGAGAAGGAACCAGAGAUCUUCGACGCGAUCAGAUUCGGGUCCGUCCUGGAGAACGUCGCGUACGACGAGAAGUCACACGAGGUCGAUUACGACGACUCGACCAUCACGGAGAACACAAGGUGCGCUUACCCGAUCGAAUACAUCCCAAGCGCAAAGAUCCCAUGUCUUGCCGAUUCGCACCCGAAGAAUAUCAUCCUGCUAACUUGUGAUGCCUCCGGUGUACUACCACCAGUGGCCAAAUUGUCCCCAGAACAGGUCAUGUACCAUUUCAUCUCUGGGUACACCUCGAAGAUGGCUGGUACAGAACAAGGUGUCACUGAACCGGAACCUACUUUCUCCUCGUGCUUCGGCCAACCUUUCUUGGCGUUGCACCCAAUCAGAUACGCAAAGAUGCUAGCCGCGAAAAUGUCAGAACACAAGGCAAACGCUUACUUGAUUAACACUGGGUGGACAGGCUCCUCGUACGUCUCGGGCGGGAAGCGUUGCCCCUUGAAAUACACAAGGGCAAUCCUGGACGCCAUCCACGACGGAUCACUGGCCCAGGCAAACUACGAGUCGCUGCCCAUCUUCAACCUCGAGGUCCCCACCGCAGUCAACGGCGUCCCCCACGAACUACUAAAUCCAGCAAAGAACUGGGCCCAGGGAGAGGCCAAGUACAACGGCGCAGUCUCAAACCUCGCGUCGCUCUUCGUCGAAAACUUCAAGAUUUACCAGGACAAAGCCACACCAGACGUCUUGGCCGCGGGGCCCAUCCUAUAA
Molecule: messenger RNA, 1644 nt
Organism: Huiozyma naganishii CBS 8797
Lineage: Eukaryota; Fungi; Ascomycota; Saccharomycetes; Saccharomycetales; Saccharomycetaceae
Gene: PCK1
Product: phosphoenolpyruvate carboxykinase PCK1
Exons: 1
Coding region: 1-1644 (547 amino acids)
Biological process (GO): gluconeogenesis
Cellular component (GO): cytosol
Molecular function (GO): ATP binding; phosphoenolpyruvate carboxykinase (ATP) activity
Source: RefSeq, a predicted model, not a curated record